Molecule: messenger RNA, 393 nt
Organism: Helobdella robusta
Lineage: Eukaryota; Metazoa; Annelida; Clitellata; Rhynchobdellida; Glossiphoniidae
Exons: 4
Coding region: 1-393 (130 amino acids)
Source: RefSeq, a predicted model, not a curated record
AUGAAAUCGUCAAGUACGGCUAUGAAAUUGUGGAAAAUUAAUUUUUGUGGUUGGGUCAACUGGGUUGACACAAAUCAAAUGGUUGCUGAGAUGUUCAGUCCAAAGAGAAACUAUUUUUUCAAGUUCUUUAAACACAGUGCUGCCAUUUCCAGUUCAGAUGUUGAUGGCAACCAAAUUGCUGGCGACGUCAGCCUCAUAUUGACAGAUGUGAGUUUUGUUGAGUACGUUGGCAUCGCUGAUGUUCAUUCUCAACAACCACAUCUGCUUAAAAAUGCUGAACAACGAGGUAUUCACGAGAAAGGUAAAUCAAUUUGGAUUGUGGCGUUCAUAAUAAAUAUGAUGGCAGUGGGUGAUGUUGAGGAGGGGGGAGAUGUUGAGGGAGUGAAGUUUUAA